Aspergillus mulundensis is the source of this 2520-nucleotide messenger RNA. Its product is annotated as 1-phosphatidylinositol-4-phosphate 5-kinase. Gene Ontology annotation, biological process: phosphatidylinositol metabolic process. Lineage: Eukaryota; Fungi; Ascomycota; Eurotiomycetes; Eurotiales; Aspergillaceae. Bases 1 to 2520 code for a protein of 839 amino acids. Gene Ontology annotation, molecular function: phosphatidylinositol kinase activity. The record is from RefSeq and is a predicted model, not a curated record. The transcript has 3 exons.
AUGCCGUCAUUCUCCAAUGAGUAUCCUUCCCCGACGGCUACAGCUACCGCUACACAUCCCCGUUCAAUUGGCGUGCCUCAGGAUAGACCCCACGAUAAAAACUCGGUAGGGAACACUUUCGUGUGGACACAUUGGCCCAAUGGUGACUCCAAUCACCUUGACACUCCGACGGAUCGCCAUGUCGCUAAUGGUAGCACUUAUCCUCUGGCUGGACCCCGAUCAAGCGCCAGCUCCUACAAUCGAGAAUUCUUACAGUCCAAGGACGGAAGCCUGCACUCGUUAGGGAAUGGGUUCGCUCGGGAGCCGAAGGAAGGGAGACCAUCAUCCACUUCCAUGGACAGGGAGCUCCCCCGCAAGUCGUCCGAUACGGGGGUUGACUCAGCAACGACUUCCAUUGCCAGCCAUCAGGCUAAUGGAACAUUGGUUGGCCACAGAUCACUCAAAGGAAAACAUAUGGUAAAUGGGGAUUAUUCACGACCAUCUGUUGAUGAAAUGGUUCACUCGGACACAGCGGGCAAUCCUGCAAUAGUACAACUGUCGACAUCCUUCCCGGACAACAGUGGUUGCCUUUCUCCAGAUCAUGGUGGCCUGUCCCCGACCCAAAAAGGUACUUAUCGGCAUUCGUCUCCCCCAGUCGCCACGGGAGUCAAUCGCAGCAAUACCCAGGACUCGGUAAAUUCUAGCGUUCGAAACAGACAUACAUUACAAGUCCCGAGGACGACCAGUGGUCGUCGAAGUAGUCGUGAUCAGCCGGACGAGGCUGCGUACAGCAGUGGCCGCCUAUCUCCGACGGCGGGAACACGUCGCCCAUCUCUCGGGCUGGCUCGCCGAACCACCAGAACGAAUCAGUCUGAUAUUCUGUUGGACGAAGCAAACCCGGACGAAGAUGCAGCUCGUUGGGCGGAAGCCAUCAAACAAAGGAGAGCAUCAAGAAGGAGGCGCCGAGAUGAGGAAGAUGAUGAUAGGGUUGUCGUCGGAACUAAAGUUGAUCGAAACCACGUCAAUUGGGUCACGUCCUAUAAUAUGCUCACUGGAAUCCGGUUCACUGUGUCCAGAAUCAAUGCAAAAAUGGAUCGUGAAUUGACUCCUGCUGACUUUGACGCAAAACACAAGUUCUCUUUUGAUAUAACCGGGAACGAAUUGACGCCAUCUGCUCAGUAUGAUUUCAAAUUUAAAGACUACGCGCCCUGGGUUUUUCGUCAUCUACGAUCGAAAUUCCGACUAGAUCCUGCUGACUACUUGAUAUCACUUACGAGCAAGUAUAUUCUCUCGGAGCUGGGCUCUCCAGGGAAAAGUGGCAGUUUUUUCUACUUUUCAAGGGACUACAAGUAUAUCAUCAAAACGAUUCAUCACGCUGAACAUAAGUUGUUGCGAAAGGUCCUCCCUGAAUACUACAAACAUGUGGAACAAAACCCGAACACCUUGAUAUCGCAAUUCUACGGUCUCCACCGAGUUAAGAUGGCCUAUGGCCGCAAGAUCCAUUUUGUUGUGAUGAACAAUCUUUUCCCACCGCAUCGCGAUAUUCAUUCCACAUUCGACCUCAAGGGGUCUAUGAUUGGCCGCGAAGUGAGUGAAGAAUAUAUCAAAGACCACCCACGUUCUACGAUGAAGGACCUGAACUGGCUUCGGAGAAAUCGUCAAUUAGAAUGCGGCCCUGGGAAACGGGAAUUCUUCCUUGCCCAGCUCAAGCGCGAUGUGGAACUGCUGAAGCGACUAAGAAUUAUGGACUACUCACUUCUUGUGGGUAUACAUGAUUUGGAGAAAGGAAACGAGGAAAAACUCCGCGAUAAGACCCUCCAGGUAUUCCAACCUGGAGCCGACCGCGAAGAAGAUAUCCAUCCCAACAUGUUGAUGCGCACCCCAUCGAAGCUUGAGAACGAACGCAAGGCGCGGGAACUUCGAAUGUUGAUCCAGAAAGAGCGCCCCGUGCCCCUCGAUAAGGCGACUGCAAAGAUGCCGGACGAAAUUCUCGACGAACGCAAGUUCCACGUUUUCUACUCCGAUGACGGUGGCUUUCGAGCCACACAUGAAGAUGGCCAGCCUGGUCAAGAGAUCUAUUAUCUAGGGAUCAUUGAUUGUUUGACACACUAUGGCACGGUUAAAAGAGUAGAGCACUUCUUCAAAGGCUUGACUCAUGAUCGAACACAAAUAUCUCCUAUCCCUCCAGAGGGCUACGGAGAUCGAUUUGUCAACUUCAUUAGAAGAAUCACAAUGUCCGAGGAAGAGGCACAAAGGAUUCGGGAGACAGAAGUGGUGGAGCAAAAUAACGCUGUCAAUCAAUCAACACCGCACACCCAACACCAACCGACGGCCGCAGCAUCCGGCCCUGCUACACUUCCAAUUGUUGAUGAAGCCGGUGAGGCUAGCAGUGUUGGUGGGCACAGUCAGCGUAGUCCACGGUCUCCCUCGCCCGGCCUAAACAAAGAUCUGCCACCACCACCGAAUGGACCUGACGCGGAGCUGUUGGAAAAGCAAAAUGGCACUUGUCAGAACGGACAGAGUCUCUCGAUUUCGGUCUGA